CGAGAAACGAUUUGGCAGGCGCCGCUCUCGCCGCGACAGACAGCCGCCGCACGCGAGACACGUGUGCAAGCAAGCAGCGUGUGAGUGAAAACCGCAACAACGUGUGCGCACAGUUUGUCGCCGUCCGCUAGCCAUGGAGCCCGCUGGUGACUGCUUUGUACCUGGAGGUUUCUUCAGCGUGACGAACGGCUGGAAAAAGCGCUUCGGCAACGUCAAAAUACCCACGGAAGCGCAGCUCGAAGAACACAUGGUGUCGAGCGGAGCGCGCUUCGCGCGACAGCAAAUGAAAGGAACGAUGUUCCAAGAAGAAGGAUACGUGCGCAACGUCAUGUACAACGACGUGUCAGCAGAAUCCACGUGCGGACUUUUGCGUAGUACCUGCCUACCGUCAAUGAAAGGCGGCUAUUACAUCGUGCACGCCGCGAUUUCCAAGGCGUCGGGCUCCAUCCUGGCUGGUCAUUGCCUCUGCCCCGCAGGCCUGAGCGGCACAUGCCAACAUUUUGUUGGGUUAAUCCUUCAUGCCAUUCACUUGGCGCAAAAGGAUGCGGCAACGUGCACGGAAGUUCCAUGUGCUUGGAUUGUUCCUGCCCAAGUCAAAAAGCAUGAGCCACCUCUGCCUCUGCAAGACAUCACUUUUCACACAAGGAAACAUGAAGGUGCGAAAAGGCGGCGGUUUGAUCCACUGCCAGGGCUCUCACCGAGUGACCCAUCUCUGCUUGCUGCCGAUCUCGAAAAGGUGGCAGCAAACUGCCUGCUUCUCCGUUAUAUGAGCAAAGAAAACUCAGGAGAAUCACUUGAUGAACACAGUCCCAGUGAAGUGGCACCAGAAGCUUCAGACACUCCACUGGUCCCAGACAUUGAAGACAUCCACAGUGAGACCUGUCAAAGACUCAUACAAGAGAGGUUUGAUGCUAUACAGGCCCUCUCGGUGGACAGCAGAGCAGUUGUUCUCGAGUCGACGAUUGGACAGGCCGCAAAUCCAACCUGGCACAUGGAGCGGAUUGGUCGGCUAACUGCCUCAAUGUUUAAAAGAAUUGUGCGGUGCCGGAAACCUGACAGUAUUGUUAAAGAGAUACUUUACCCGCGGAGCUAUAAAACUGAAGCCAUGCACUAUGGAAAUGUGCACGAGCCAGAUGCCGUUCAGGCAUAUGAACAGCUAAUGGCCUGCAUGGAUAAGACCAUAACUGUGGGAUAUACAGGCCUGCACGUGCAUGCUGAGCAUCCGUUUAUUGCUGCAUCCCCAGAUAGACUGGUAUUUGAGGGCAGUGACAUGGGGCUGCUAGAAGUUAAAUGCCCGUUUUCUUUCAAAGGAAAAAGUAUCGAAGAAGCUGCAGCUUCUCCAAAGUUUUGUUGUAGGGCAACAGGUAAUGAAAUUACAUUGAAAAGGGAGCACGAAUACUAUUACCAGUUGCAGGGCCAAAUGGCAGUGACAGGACUUAGCUGGUGCGACUUCGUUGUGUGGACUAAUGCAGCAUCCAUUGCAUCCUCCUUACACGUCGAAAGGAUUUUCUUUGAUGAGGCCAUGUGGUCUCAGGAAAUAUUGCCAGCACUACUGAAUUUCUAUAGGAAUGCUGUGCUAGCUGAGGAGCUGACCCAGCGAAUUAGAAGAGGGCUUCCCCUGUAUAGUUCUGCCAGGUAUGUUGGCACUGCCAAAAGGAAUCUGAAAACCUGCAGAAAGCAGGAGCCCCCUACUGCAAAAAUAUGUACACCACAAAGAGAAUGAAGUCAUUGUCAAGGAGGUGGGACAAAACAAUGGCCUGAUACGGAAGGGCGUAUGUGAGUCGGCUAAUUACGAAUGCGUGAACCAGGCUGAUGGUCUCUCCCUUAGUUAGGCCGUCUCUGCUUCUUGCCACUCUCCUUAUCAUUCUGGCCACGUUUCCUGUGACCGCCUUUAGUUUUUGUAGGGUGUGAGAUGUUCCAGCAUUCUGCUGUAUCCACAUCCCCAAUAUUCUGAGUGUCUCCACUUCACGAAUAGGCACCCCGUCGAGAGUCAAAGUGAGCGGCACCCAGUCCUUCUUUCUUGCGUACUUCGCACGCACCCGAAUGAAUUCUGAUUUUUCGGGUGCGCAUGCCAUGUCCGCCGCCCUCGCGUAUUCCACGACUGCGUCUAUGGCCUUUUGAAGGGUUUCUUGCUUGUCCCCGUAGGACCCCUGGUGAGCCCAGAACGUGAUAUCAUCGGCAUAUAUCGCACAACCGAGAUUCGGGUGCUUAUCUAGCUCCAGGGCUA
This is a messenger RNA of Dermacentor albipictus, 2227 nucleotides long. The record is from RefSeq and is a predicted model, not a curated record. Lineage: Eukaryota; Metazoa; Arthropoda; Arachnida; Ixodida; Ixodidae.